This is a messenger RNA of Microtus oregoni (creeping vole), 5224 nucleotides long. It is a transcript of the gene Crcp, whose product is annotated as CGRP receptor component. The record is from RefSeq and is a predicted model, not a curated record. The transcript has 6 exons. Gene Ontology annotation, molecular function: nucleotide binding. Gene Ontology annotation, cellular component: RNA polymerase III complex. Gene Ontology annotation, biological process: transcription initiation at RNA polymerase III promoter. NCBI's taxonomy places the organism in Eukaryota, Metazoa, Chordata, Mammalia, Rodentia, Cricetidae. The coding region runs from base 85 to 567 and encodes 160 amino acids.
CCUUCCAGCGGCUGCACGACGAAGCAGAGGCGACAUGGAAGUGUAAGCGGCUCGUCCAAGGGAAACCCGACUCAUCUGGGGACCAUGAGGCGGCUGGCGGCCCGACCUCCGGACCGCGAGCUGGACGGGAAGGACGCGAACGCGGCACUGCUCAGUAACUAUGAGGUGUACCAGCUGCUGACAGAUCUCAAGGAGCAGCGGAAGGAAAGUGGGAAGAACAAACACAGUGCCGGGCAGCAGAACCUGAACGCCAUCACCUACGAGACAUUAAAAUACAUAUCAAAAACGCCAUGCAGGAACCAGAGUCCUGCGAUUGUUCAAGAAUUCCUCACAGCAAUGAAAAGCCACAAGCUGACCAAAGCCGAGAAGCUUCAGCUGCUGAACCACAGGCCAAUGACCGCUGUUGAGAUCCAGCUGAUGGUAGAAGAGAGUGAAGAGCGGCUCACGGAGGAGCAGAUUGAAGCCCUUCUGCAUACUGUCACUAGCAUUCUGCCUGCAGGACCAGAGGAUGAACAGAGUAAAAACACUAGCAAUGAUGUGGCGAUGGAAGAGGAAGACCCAGCAUAGAUGUGCACAGCUGGCAAGGUUGUUCGUGGAGUUCAAAGCCCCAGCAGCCAUUUCCUGGAUGUUCAGAGGAUUGUUUAUUUGAUUUUACCCUCUCUCAAUAUGCCUGAUCUCAGAGUUGGUUGGGAGAAAUUGCAAAAAUAAGAUAUAAAGAAAUCUUUAUGCCUUGAGAUCAAGAAACAUGGGGUCAGAGAAGGGCAGAGAGCUCAAGACGGGACUUGCCUGUGCAGCUUUCUGGGUAGAAAGACUUCUGUGGCCUCUGCCACACUUGACCUCAGUGCUAAGCUAUUUAGCGCUUUGAUGCCUGUGUUGUAGGCUAUGGCAGGAGCGGCUGGCUGAGAGUGGAGCUGUGGAAAUGGCUCAUGCUUGAGACCUCCACAGCUGUUCCUGGGGAAAUGACCUGGAGCUUAGCUCACUCUAGAGGAAUGUCCUUAGCAGAAACAGGACGUUAGAAAAGGAGAUUAAGAGCAAACUCCAGUUUGAGUCCAGCCUGGUCCGCAUAGGAAGGAAAUCACAUGUGAACACAUCUAACAUGCAUGCAUACCACAUACAUACAAAAAAAUUAAUCCUUUUUCUGUUAAUUGCUAAAAACAAUUCUUACAGCUUUGGUAAGUGACAAGGAAAAGAGACUUAUUUUGUCUCAUGGUUCUGGUUCAUGGUCAAAGGGCAUCUGGGUAUGGCCCUGUUAUUGCCAGAGUGCGUGGGUAGCACAGGGUCCCACCUGAUGAAAAAUGAGAGGCACUUGUUUAUUUUCAGUCACUUAUAGCCCAAAUUGACCUUGAACUCAGUCUGUAGCACACUCUGUCAUCAGACUUUUGAUGAUUCUUUUGCCUCAGCCUCCUGAGCGCUGGGAUUAAAAGUGUAUGCCUCUCAGCUUGAAAGGCAGAGGCCAGCCUGGUCCACAUAGCAAGUUCCAGCCAGCCCGAGCUACACAGUGAGACCCUGUCUCAUAAAAACAAACAAACAAAUAAAUAAGCACACCAUAUGGUGUGCCACUAUACUGUGUGUGUGUAUUUUGAGGGGAGAGGAGGUUAGUUUGUUUUUUGAGACCUUUUUUGGUCGUAUUUAAUAGGAGUUUAAUGGCAUUAUUAUGUAAUGGGGAGAUUCUUUCUCUCCAGACACCAUAGUUUAUCAAAUAUAAUGUGCAGUGAUAGGUAAUCUCUUUUGAGUCCCAUAGAUCCCCCCCAAAAAAAAUUAUCGGACAUUGCCAUGACUUCAGAACUCAAUGGUAUGAUCCUUUUGCUAAAGACAUUCUGUACUGGAGAUGACCUAUGAAGGACGUAAAGUCUGGUACUAACUGGAAACUUCAUCCUGUUAGUUGAGGGUGUUCUGCCAGAAGUGCGAGGUAGUGGUUCUUCAUCAGAAGCAUCAGAUUCAGAGGUUUCAGUACCUUCUUUCAUCUUCUCCUUCAAUCUUUCCCCAAGGUACGGGUUAAGAAAUGAAUCCUGUGUGGUGACUAGCUGGCCCGCUCUUCUUCAGGGAGGCUGCAGAUGGACAGUUGAACAUUCCCACCUUUAGUCUCCCGUUGUCUCAGUUCCUGCGGCAGGUACUAAGUAGUUGUUCUACAAGAACAUCAGCGCAAUUCUCUUCACUCCUGUCAUCACUCUUGUCCUUGGGAGGAAGUCCAGGAGGCAAAGAUUCUCUACCGAGUAUCUUCACUGCUGGGUCUGGAGAUGAGUCUUCAUGUGUAUUUGUCCUUCAGAGGGGAGAAGCAGUGGCUCUCCCUGAGGACAACUUCCUAUCUCCAGCCCUCCUCUUCACCCUUCUUCCAGCCAGCUGAUCUGCUGUGACAACCAUGAUGAACCUUGAUGAAGAAACACACCUUCUUAUCCACAGAGAUACAUUCUCUGCCAUAAAUUCAUUUCUGGGUCUUUAGUUGUUUUCGGCCACAGAGUCACUGUCUGUGUCCUCAGUUGCCCGCCGAGGAACAUCAGGACCAGGUUUGCCAGCCUUCUGAAGACUUCUGCUUGCUAUUGUUAUUUUGGUUUGGUUUUUUCGAAACUUUUUUUCUUCUACUUUUUCAAGACAGAGUUUCUCUGUGUAGCCCUGGCGGUCCCGGAACUAGCUCUUGUAGACCAGGCUAGCCUCGAACUCAGAGAUCUACCUACCCCUGGCUCCUGAGUGCUGAUCGGAUUAAAAGCAUGUACCAUCACCUCCUCGCUUUGUUUUGUUUUUUGAGACAGGGUGUCAUUAUGUUGCUCUGGUUGGCCUCAGAAUCAAGUAGGUCUACCUCUGAGAGAGGGAAUAGCACACCUCUGGGUGUGUCUGUGAGAGUGUUUCCAGAGAUAGAUCAUGAAGACUGAGCUAGGCCCAGUCGCUUAAGGGAUUAGAAUGGAUUGUUGAGGCAGGUAGAAAUUCCUAUCUGGUUGGAGGAGGUAGGUGAGAAGGAACAUGCCUUGGUGACUGUAGUGACUUGUCCUCUUCCUGCCAUUUCUCUCCUCUUUGCUUUCUGUUUGCUGCCUGUGCUCCCACCACCAUGAUGCUCUCCCUCACUGUAGGCCCAGGAACACAACCCACCUGGUAACCACACACUGACACCUCUGAAACCAUGAGCUGAAAUAGACAAACUCCCUUAAAUUGCUGUUGUCAGGCUUUGCUUACAAAAAAGUCUCUAGUAUGGAAGUUGUUCCUGUGUCACAGAUAGAGACCCUGAAGCUGCCAGCAGAAAGAAGCAUUGGCCUGAGGAAUCAGAGCCAUUAAGCAGCAAAAGUGGGGUACACACUCCAGGACUAUCUGCUCCAGACAUAGACUCCACAGACUGGAUCAUCAGGCCUCCUAAUCAAGCCUGGUUCUCUUUUUUAAAUGUGUAUUUAUUAACUGGGAGUUGAACCUCGGGUCUCAUCCAUGCCCGACGUGCUACUGAAUCAUGCUCCCAGAAACAAUGGGCAAUCCUAGAUAAAGCUCUCCUGCUAAGCCACAGUUUUGGCUCCCCACUGGAGGAUUCUAAGCAAACACUCUCCCACUGAGUGACUCUCUCCAGUCCUUCCCUGAUGGAGUCUAGGCUAGUUGUACUGCUGAACUCCAUCCCUUGCCCUCUCUCUUUUCCAGACAGGCUAAGCACACAGCUCCUAAUCCUCCGGCUCCAGCAAGUCGCUACUCUAGGGCUGCAUCACCAUCCUUGGUUGAGCAAUCCUUUUACUGAUCUUUCUUCCUUGGGUUCCUGAAUAUUUCUGAGCAAAUAAAAGGGGUUGUUUUAAUUAGGAUGUGUUUGUUGUUUUUGGGGAUAGGGGUUUCUCUUUGUAGCCCUGACUGUCCUGGAACUUUUUAUGUAGACCAAGCUGGCCUCAAACUACAGAGAUUUGCUUGCCUCUGCCUCCCAAGGUGGGAUUAAAGGUGUGCACCACCAAUGCCCAGCUAGUUUCUAUUGCUGUGACCAGUACCUUGACCAAAAGCAACUUAUACUUCCAGACCAUCACUACUGAAGUCAGGCAGGAACUGAAUCAUGGAGGAACACUGCUUACCGGUUGUCCCUCCUGGUUUGCUCAGCCUGCAUAUCUAUCUGUAUCUAUAUUACCCAGGACCCCCAGCCCAGAGAUGGCGCCACUCAAAAAGGGGCUGUGUCCUCCCACGUCAAUUAGUAAUUAAGAAAAUGCACUGUAUUUUCAUACAGACCAACUUUAUGGAGGUUUUUUUCUCAGCUGAAGUUCCUUCUUCUACUUGUAAUGAGUUGACAUAAAACUAACCAGCACCAGGGUAGAGCAGGCAAUCUUGGGGCUGGGUAGUUACGUUCCUUAUUCUGUAGUCAGUUCCUGGCUAGAGCAGCAGCUAUUCCUGCUUAAAGCCUCAUUAUUCACCUACAUGUCUUUGGUGUCCUGUCUCAUAUUUGGGUCAGAAAUUGUGUUCACAGAAUUAGAAGCUCCAAGUUGUCCUUUUGCAGGGCAGGCUGGAGGGGCCUGGAAACCUGGGAGAUUUGGGGUUAAAUAUUCCAGUUCUUUCCCAGUGAGAGCCUCAGAGAGGAGGACCAGAGCAUGCAUUGGCAGGGUGGGGUUCUGGGGCAAGGAGCCAAUGCUGAGUCAUAGGGGAGCCAGGGAGUCAGGGCCAGGGCAAGGCACACGAUGCCAGAGCUGCUGAAGGAAAGCCCAAGGCUGAACUGGCAUGGUGGAAGUCAGCAGCAGCAGUGAGCAAGGUCACAAGAGGGAGCUGCAGUCGAUCUCAAGGGCUGGGAUAGGAGAAGCUGGCAUGUGUCUGCAGAUCCCCAGAGCUGCUGGGCUGUUCUCAGGGUGGAUGGUGGCCUAGUCCUGCUGGAUUGGUUGGUUCAGCGCUGAAAGUGCUCAAGACUAGGAGGGAUGAUGGCCCAGAGUGGACGAGGCUGAGGAGCCUCAACUAGGGGUGUACCAGGCUGGGGGGAGCAUCAGAUAGGGGUGUCUCAGGCAUCAUAGUGUUCAGCUCUCCAGCUGUGGUGAGGCACAUCCAACAGACCCCUCAGGCCAGACUUACCUAACUACAUGAGGGUCCAGCUUCUCUGAAGUCUCCUCAGUUGGGGGUGCUUGCUGCUGCAGCUCAACUGUGGCUUCUCUGUUGAUACUCACCGCUCUGGAAGAACACUGCGUUCUUCAAGAGCCUCACUCCAGACACUUUCCGUGUUAGGACUUUUUGUUUACCUUUCAAAAUAUGUGCAAACAAAUUUAUAAAAUGUGAUAAAGAAUAAAAGCAGGUGAUG